CCGAGGGGCCAGAAAAAGCACAGUCGCGGAAGCAAAAGCAAGCACCGUCAUCGGAGACCCACAGAGCAGAGCAGGGGAAGAGAGAGAGAGAGAGAGAGAGAGACCGCGACCUCCGUCGAGCCCCCGAAGGAGAUGGCGCCGGAACCGGAAGACGAGAUCAAGGACGAGAAGAACCCCCGCCCCCUCGACGAGGACGACAUCGCCCUCCUCAAGACCUACGGGUUGGGACCUUAUUCUACUAGUAUAAAGAAAGCCGAGAAGGAGAUCAAGGAGAUGGCUAAGAAGGUCAAUGACUUGUGUGGUAUCAAGGAGUCUGAUACUGGCUUGGCUGCACCCAGCCAAUGGGAUCUUGUUUCAGACAAACAGAUGAUGCAAGAGGAGCAGCCUCUUCAGGUGGCUAGAUGUACCAAGAUAAUCAGUCCAAAUACUGAAGAUGCCAAAUAUGUCAUAAAUGUCAAGCAAAUUGCAAAGUUUGUUGUUGGGCUUGGUGACAAGGUUUCACCCACUGACAUUGAAGAGGGCAUGCGUGUGGGUGUCGAUCGGAAUAAAUAUCAGAUUCAGAUUCCCUUGCCUCCGAAAAUUGACCCAAGUGUGACAAUGAUGACGGUGGAAGAGAAGCCAGAUGUGACGUAUAAUGAUGUUGGUGGAUGUAAGGAACAAAUAGAGAAAAUGCGUGAAGUUGUUGAGUUGCCCAUGCUUCAUCCAGAGAAAUUUGUGAAGCUUGGAAUCGAUCCUCCCAAGGGUGUUCUCUGUUAUGGGCCACCAGGAACUGGUAAAACACUUCUAGCAAGAGCUGUCGCUAACAGAACUGAUGCUUGUUUUAUUCGUGUCAUUGGGAGUGAGCUUGUUCAAAAAUAUGUCGGUGAAGGAGCUCGUAUGGUUCGAGAACUAUUUCAGAUGGCACGAUCCAAGAAGGCUUGCAUUGUGUUUUUUGAUGAAAUUGAUGCUAUUGGGGGUGCCCGUUUUGAUGAUGGUGUGGGUGGAGACAAUGAAGUUCAACGAACAAUGCUUGAAAUUGUAAACCAGCUUGACGGUUUUGAUGCUCGUGGUAACAUCAAAGUACUUAUGGCAACAAAUAGGCCAGACACUCUAGAUCCUGCACUGUUGCGUCCUGGAAGAUUGGAUCGUAAGGUCGAAUUUGGUCUUCCUGAUUUAGAGAGCAGGACACAGAUAUUCAAGAUUCACACGCGAACUAUGAAUUGUGAGAGAGACAUUCGGUUUGAACUUCUUGCUCGCCUUUGUCCGAACUCUACUGGAGCUGACAUAAGGAGUGUCUGCACGGAAGCAGGAAUGUAUGCAAUCCGAGCCCGCCGGAAGACUGUGACGGAGAAAGACUUCCUUGAUGCUGUGAAUAAAGUCAUCAAAGGUUACCAAAAGUUUAGUGCUACGCCGAAAUACAUGGUCUACAAUUAAAAGGGCUGUUCCUUUUUUAUCAUCUUUUUCUGCUUCGUUUUGUUUUCUCCCGAAGCUGAAAACAUUCAGCCCCAGCCGUCUCUUCCAAGCUUUAUUUGAAAGUUAUCUUGUACUAUAAUUUCUCUUUUAAGUCAAACUGAUAUUCAGCCAAAA
This is a messenger RNA of Syzygium oleosum, 1566 nucleotides long. Its product is annotated as 26S proteasome regulatory subunit 7A. The transcript is spliced from 10 exons. Gene Ontology annotation, molecular function: proteasome-activating activity; ATP binding; ATP hydrolysis activity. NCBI's taxonomy places the organism in Eukaryota, Viridiplantae, Streptophyta, Magnoliopsida, Myrtales, Myrtaceae. The record is from RefSeq and is a predicted model, not a curated record. The coding region runs from base 133 to 1413 and encodes 426 amino acids. Gene Ontology annotation, biological process: proteasome-mediated ubiquitin-dependent protein catabolic process. Gene Ontology annotation, cellular component: proteasome regulatory particle, base subcomplex.